CUGGAGAGAAAAAUAUUGAGCUGUUGACGUUGGAGGUAUUCAAUGUUAGGGAUGUGCACUGUAUCUGUACCACGACGGAUAUAUAUGGUGGAUACGGAUACGUAUCCGUACCGUGGACGAUACUGUCACAUUACCAUUAGCCAUAACGUAGUACGUACAUCAACAGACACCUAAAAUAAAAUGAACUACGCACUGAAUUGACGACCGUCAGUUCUGUCGCUAGUACUCAAAGUACUCGUCUAGAGAAACGUGCGUGGAUAUCACUGAAAUAAAAGGUGCUGCCGCUGCCAGGGUAAUCACGGUCGAGUUUUUUCAACAUUUCUUCAUCGUUUUGACAAGCGUCUCGGAGCAUCAUGGAUCAGGCCCAUUUAUCUCGUUCCACUGUGGGCAUCGAUGUUGUGAACAUGGAGAGGUUAUCGCUAUGAAUCCCUGGUCAGCACGAGGGGGGAUGAGCGGUUUGAUGAUCAAAUGUCGCAUGACCGUCUUCAAAGUAAAUGCGGGUUCCAGGCGCUUCGGUGAUACUGACGCCGUUCUCGCGUGUCGCAUUCAGUGGGCACGAGAUGUUCUUUCUUCAUAUGCCAAGGCAGGCUUCGGAGUCUUUUUUCUUGGUCUCUUGUUGAUUGGCCUAUACUGCUCCGUACGAGAGUAUAACCUGUCCUUUCGGGGCCCUUUUUCCCUAUCAGAUAAUCUUCUUGUCGGCUCUCAAGCUCAAGUUUCCAGCUUCAAGUCCAGAGUGAAUUUGCACAAUUUCCGUUAGAAUAUCUAGUUAUAGUUGAGCAUUCGUCCUGUUCUUUAAGUGUGCUGUAAGAGGCUCCGUCGCAGUGAGUCUGGACGCCAAGUCGCAACGUGAAGAGAACAUUUGUCCUGCAACAGACAUGUUGAACGACGAGCGUGUGGAGAGGACAGGACAUAGGGAAGGAGCGUGAGGAUUGAAGAGAAAUGAAAAGGUGGUUGCCUACUGGCUGUCGUAGGGUUAGGGUUGGAACGGUUGAUCGCUCUCGGUUGACUCUCCAGGCUUCUGAUAAAUGAAAAUUUCGCGAAGUAGCUUGUUCCUCUUUCGACUGUCAAUGUAUCCUGCCUCAUGGCCCAAAAUGAUU
Molecule: messenger RNA, 1097 nt
Organism: Guyanagaster necrorhizus
Lineage: Eukaryota; Fungi; Basidiomycota; Agaricomycetes; Agaricales; Physalacriaceae
Exons: 4
Coding region: 422-757 (111 amino acids)
Source: RefSeq, a predicted model, not a curated record